CCUCUUUGCCUGCGACAUGCAGCUCACCUUCUCCCUGUCCUGGCUGAGCCUUGAAGAAAGUCAACUGCAGCGAUUUGUGUUGCUCGUCAUGCGGAGCAGGCUGCCUCUGUCUUUCACGAUAUUGUUCCUCGCGUUUGUGUGCGCGGACACGGUGCGGCAGUCAGCCACCUCAGUCCAGGCGAUCCUGCAGUCCAUCAACAACUUUUUUUUCGGCUACUCCAUGCUGCAGUGUGUACUUGUGGGCCGCCACCCGCGGCUCUGGGUCCUGAUGCGCGAGUUAAGGAGCCUGGUCCAGGCGAUAAAGGCUGAUCCGGGAGAAAAGCCGUGGGUGGUACACACGAGACGGACCAGCGUUGUGCUGUCCGCGAUCAGCACAACCUACGUCGUUGUCUUCUACGUCCACAUGUGCCAGGACACGCUGUUCUCCGAGGAGCCUUUCGUGCCACUGUGGCCGUUCGUGCCUUACGCUGGUGCCUGGGGCGCGCUCUUCGGCCGGCUCUUCUACGGCGCCUGUAUGCUCGUGUGGAUCCCAACCUCCGUGUGCGUCAUCAUCGCCCUGAUCCUGUCGCUCGCCGUUCCCGCCGGGCUGCACCACGCCCUGGCACAGCGGCUCAGGGUGACGGACGCCCCCGGCAGGACGCUGGACGUGGUGCAGGACGUGGUCGCCAAGCAUCAGCGGCUGCGCCUCGUCACCCACGGCCUGACCCGCUACUUCUCGGCCAAGCUGGCGCACAUACAGAUCGCCUCCUUCCUCACCACAAUCUUCGCCUUCAUCAGCGUGAUUUGUGGCGACGUGAACUUCACGACGGCUAUUUUCCUGCUUCCCAUCCUCAACGACUUCCUCCAGUUCUCGUACCUCAGCCAGGAGCUCUCCGACUCGAGCGCCUCUUUGGCAAGGUCCGCCUACCACGCUGCCACCGGCGGUAGCGUGAGCCUACCGGAGGCCCGCGCGCUCGCCCUCGUCAUGAUGACCGCCAGCGCCACCCCCGCCCUGCGCUGCAGGGGAGUGGGGCGGCUCAGCCUCGCCACAGCGGGGAAGGCCAUGAGCAAGCUGUGGAAGGUAAUCAGCCUGCUGCGCGACAAGCUUUAACGGCCGUUGUAUACCGCAGGCCCGGACUAGUCCACCUCUAGUCGUCUCUAGUGAGCUAGUGAUCCGCCUGAACCUGAGCAAUAGGACAUUCGAUCUCAAAAAUCCCUGAGCGCGUAGACAAUUAAACUAUUUAUCGCCACCCCUCUCAGCGGUAUGAAUGCUAGGAAAAAUGAAAUAAAAAGAGGAAAGGGAAACGUUCUUAUCAUUUUGCUAAUAUAAAAGUGAUGUGUCAUGACAGUGCAAGACCAGUACUUGGUAAAACAACAACACAAAAUAGUUCAUAAGUAGCUUGUUUUUUAGCAGAUGAUACUUUAAAAACAUUUUGACUAAACAUAAAGAAUAUAUAAGAAACUUUAACACUAGAAGGACCGGGAUUUUCGUAUACCUAGAAGGACCGGAGGGGUCAUUUUGACCCCUCUACGAUUUUUGGCCGUUUUCAUGGCUUCAAGACUUCCGUUUUAUCGCACAUGAUUAAGGUUUUGUGUGUUUAAAGGUACCU
Messenger RNA from Frankliniella occidentalis (western flower thrips), 1589 nucleotides. RefSeq lists its product as uncharacterized. The transcript has 4 exons. NCBI's taxonomy places the organism in Eukaryota, Metazoa, Arthropoda, Insecta, Thysanoptera, Thripidae. The coding region runs from base 17 to 1090 and encodes 357 amino acids. The record is from RefSeq and is a predicted model, not a curated record.